Dermatophagoides pteronyssinus (European house dust mite) is the source of this 1616-nucleotide messenger RNA. RefSeq lists its product as uncharacterized. Gene Ontology annotation, biological process: regulation of transcription by RNA polymerase II. Gene Ontology annotation, cellular component: nucleus. Lineage: Eukaryota; Metazoa; Arthropoda; Arachnida; Sarcoptiformes; Pyroglyphidae. Gene Ontology annotation, molecular function: DNA-binding transcription factor activity, RNA polymerase II-specific. The record is from RefSeq and is a predicted model, not a curated record.
CGAUCGAUUUGUUUUGUUUUGUUGAAAGUAUUUCUGGUUUCAUCACUUUGAGUAUUUCCUUUAUUUUGUUGUUUUUCGUUUUUGAAAAGUAUUUCUAUUUUCUAAAACAAGAAUGUUUUCGUCUAGUUUAUUAUCGAUGGAUACCGAUGAUUAUGAUAAUCGAUCACUAAAUGAUGAUGAUGAUAAUUUAAAGUUAAUCGAAUUGGAUGAAAUUGAAAAUCAUUUAAUCAAAUUUAUUCAAUCAUUGCGAACGGAUAAAUAUGAUGCAAUCAUCGCCAAAUAUUCCAAUUCAAACAACAACAACAGCGAAAAUUCUCUAUCAUUUCCAACAAAUAUUUCAAUGAUACGAACCACACCAAAUAUCGAAUUGGAUAAAAUUAUUAAUGAUAACGAUCAUCAUAAUUAUCAAAUGAUAUUAUCCAGAUUAGAUCAAAUGGAAACAAAAGUUGAUGAUUUUACAAAAAAAUUGGAUAAAAUCAUCGAACAUUAUCAUAAUCAUCAUCAUUCAUCGAAUUUUAAUGAAAACGAAAAAAAUCGAUCAAUCAAUAAUGAUGAUGAUUUGGAACAAUCAAUGAAUUCAUCGAAAUUCCUAAAUUCAUUGUCCGAAGAACAAGAAGAUGAAGUAGAAGAAUCCAAUUCCAUCUUGUUAACAAUCGAAGAUGAUUCAUCAAUCAUUUCGGAAUAUUUUUCACUAGAUGAUAAUGAUAAUGAUCAUUCGGACAACAACAACAGUGAAACAAAUGAAAAUUUUGAUACUUUUCGACCACUUUUGACAAGAAUUUCAACAAAUAAAAAAUCGAAUGAUAAUCCAUCGAAUUAUUAUUUAAAAUCAAUGAAAAUUAAUCAAAAAAAGAAAAUUAAUAUUAAUGAUAAUGUUGAUGAUAAUGAUAAUAUCGAAAAACUUUCUUGUUCCAAAUGUUCAUUCAAAUUUGAUUCAUCAAAUGAAUUAUUACGUCAUCACCGAACACAUCAACCAAAUCGUAAACAUAUUUGUUAUAUUUGUGGUUAUCGUUUUAAAAGAAAAUCUCAUCUUGAUCGACAUCGACGUAUACAUUCAGGUGAUAAAGGAUACAAGUGUGAUCAAUGUCGAUAUUCAACUGUAGACCAAUCAGAUUUAAAAAAACAUAUCCGUGUACAUACAGGUGAUAAACCGUACAAAUGUGAUAAAUGUCAGUAUGCAACUUCAAACAAAUCUAAUUUACAAAAACAUAUUGGUCGUUUCCAUUCUUCUGAUAUGCAAUACAAAUGUAAUAAAUGUGAAUAUAGAUUUGAUUCAGAGAAAAAAUUAAAUAAUCAUAUUCGCCUUAUGCAUACCACUAAUGAUGAUAAUAAUGAUGGAAAGAGAAAACAUCAAUGUAAUAUUUGUUCCAAAACAUUUGUAUGUAAAUCAAAACUUGAACGCCAUAAACUUAUUCAUACAGAUGAAAAGCAAUUCUGUUGUCAAUAUUGUCAUCGCAGAUUUCGUCGUAAAGAUCAUCUUCAAAAUCAUAUGAAAAGUUCGAUUCAUAAUGAUCGAUUCAAUUGAUUUUUUUCAAAUCAAGAUUCAAAAACAAAACAAAAAUUGAAAAUAUUUUCUUAAACUACUAAACUUUGACGAUAGAUGGCGUUAGUGUUUC